AUGGGAAGAGCUCCAUGUUGCUCUAAAGUUGGUUUGCAUAGAGGUCCAUGGACUACUAGAGAAGACACACUACUCAUUAACUAUAUUCAGGCGCAUGGUGAAGGUCAUUGGAGAUCCUUGCCUAAGAAGGCUGGGCUUCUUAGAUGUGGCAAGAGUUGCAGGCUAAGAUGGAUGAACUACCUUCGGCCUGAUAUCAAGAGAGGGAACAUCACUCCUGAUGAGGAUGACCUUAUCGUUCGGCUGCAUUCUCUUCUUGGCAAUCGUUGGUCUCUCAUUGCAGGAAGGUUGCCAGGCCGAACUGACAAUGAAAUCAAGAACUACUGGAACUCUCACCUUAGCAAAAGACUCAAGAAAAACACAGCAGGAAAUAAGUCCAAAUGCAUGGGGGGAUCAGCUGGAAAGAGAAGUGGCAUCAAGCCCAACAAAAAAAGAAGCAAAACGAGGACACCAGCAAUCAGGGUUUCUCCAUCCUCAGUUGCAAAGAAUAUCAGUAAUAUUCGAAACAUGACUGGGUCAUCAUCUAUUCCUGCAGAAGUUGGUAAUAGCACCAGUUGGGGCAUUUCUGGUCUUAAAGUCGCUAGCAAUGUUGGAGAGGGUAGGCCUUCAAAUAGUGAAGAAUUUGAUGGUCCUUUUUAUGACCAUGAUUCCUCGUGUCCAAGUUCUUUACUCAAUGGAAUUAUGCUAGAUGACAUCUUUGAGGAAUAUCAGCAACUCCUCAAGGCAGAUGAUCAUGGUCAGCUAGAUUCCUUUGUGGAUUCUCUUUUGGCUUAA
Messenger RNA from Dovyalis caffra, 771 nucleotides. The record is from the annotation of a GenBank genome assembly. Lineage: Eukaryota; Viridiplantae; Streptophyta; Magnoliopsida; Malpighiales; Salicaceae.